Pseudophryne corroboree (corroboree frog) is the source of this 1877-nucleotide messenger RNA. RefSeq names its product AT-rich interactive domain-containing protein 3A-like. The record is from RefSeq and is a predicted model, not a curated record. Lineage: Eukaryota; Metazoa; Chordata; Amphibia; Anura; Myobatrachidae. Gene Ontology annotation, cellular component: nucleus. The transcript is spliced from 6 exons. The coding region runs from base 1 to 1278 and encodes 425 amino acids. Gene Ontology annotation, biological process: regulation of transcription by RNA polymerase II. Gene Ontology annotation, molecular function: DNA binding.
AUGCCUGGAACUGAUGAUGACUUGAUUGAUGUCUUGCUCAUUGUCACCACUUUUAUUGUAUCACAGUGUGGCCAACAAGCGGCGUUCUCCACUUCCAACUCUCUUCCCUCUCUCCUCGUAUCCACGUCCACUCACCACAACUCGCCUUUCCCCGUGUCCCGUCCCCCCCAAUCCGUUCAGACUGUCUCUGCAGGUGGCGGAAUGAGGCUCGAGGCCGUGAUGGAGAACUUACAGCGCCAGCAGGCCGCUCGUUUGGCUCUGGAAGAAAAGUUGAGGCAGGAAAAGGACAGAGAGCUUCGCUGUUUGGUAGAAUCACGGAUUCAGCAGCAGGCGCUUGCCAUCCGCCAUUACCAGGCUGCCGUGAGGGCAGCGGCAGCGGUGACUUCAGCAUCAAACUCAAACACAACCAGUGCCACCACAACAACCUCAGCGCUGCCCUCCAGCCGGCCUGCCCUGAUAUUUGCAGGCACGCCACUGCGCAAAGCAGAGGCCGAGGAACCCAAGCACAAGAGCGAGGGGGAGGACACUGACUUCGAAGAUGAAGACAUGGACGAUGACGAUGGAGUGGAGGAAGAUGAAGAUGAUUUGGAGAUGUCCUCGAACAUGCAACAUCCUGAUUCGCCUAGCAAGGGCGUGCCGAGGAUUGGACAGCCCCAGUUACCCAACACCAGCUCCCAGUCACAUACGCUAUCUCCUAAUGGACAGUCGGGACACCACGAGUGGACCUAUGAGGAGCAGUUUAAGCAGAUAUUGGUCAUGGUUGGUGGCCCAGAAGACAGCGUACACACACAUGGAAACACCCAGCGGAUAGGAAUCCCCAUCUGUCUGCCCGGUCACCACGCAGCAACGGCACAAGCAGUACAAGUAAUGCAGGCAGCAGCUCUGGAACAACUGCGGGAAAAGCUGGAAUCUGGGGAACCUCCGGAAAAGAAGAUGGCGUUGAUGGCAGAGGAACAGCAGCGGUUAAUGCAGCACGCUCUGCAGCACAAUUUCCUGGCCAUGGCUGCGCAACUGCCCAUGAACAUCAAAAUCAACAGCCGAGAUGACAGACAAGAGACGGCGAUGAACCUGUCUGCGGCCAGCAUCAGCAGCAUCAACAUGUCCAUAGAAAUGAAUGGAGUUGUCUACGCAGGUGUGCUGUUUGCUCGGAGGGCAGGAGCACCAUCAGGGUCGAGCACAAGCCUGAACAACACUAACGAGCGCUCCAGCCCCGCUACGGCACAGAUUCCUCCGCCCUCCUCAUCGCACGGACACACUCCUCCCAGCUCCUCGCCCUGAGUCUCCGCAGCCUCCACCCUCUUCCAGUGUCCUUCACCCACAUCUCACAUUGUCACGCAGGGAAGGUGGUCUCUCUCGGAGGUUGGGGAGGACUGUGACGUGAACUGACGGAGCAGAAGAACACCGGUCCGGAGCAGCACUAUGAUAGGACUGUGUGAGCCGGACCUCGCAGAGCUUUCUCCUGGGCUCAGCACCACCUUCUGCUGGCAACCACUUACAGACCAUGACCUGCUCCGGCCACCCUACCUCUCACCAACCCACCUGGAGCAUACGGUAUCAUGCCUAAAGGUGAUCCAGGUGCACUUACCUCUGUACAGUAACCCAGCAUUGGAUACAUAUGGAAGUUCCACGGUUAUACCAAUCAUCUCCAGCCACCGAGCCCCCUGUUCUCCAUGACCCACGGGUAUUGGUGUAACCGCUGUGGAACCGGUCACGGCCAGAAACGAAGCAGUGGGGGGAAACUCAUGAAAUGCAGCUUUUACCAAAGAUCUGAAACAAAGAGUUAAUUUAUUCAAUCCUAAGACGUAGAAUAGAAAAGUGUUUUUUCUUCUUGUUUUUUAUUUCUCUGUUUGCAGAAUAAUGUCGCCUUUUCCGCAGUG